Adineta steineri is the source of this 3077-nucleotide messenger RNA. The record is from the annotation of a GenBank genome assembly. Lineage: Eukaryota; Metazoa; Rotifera; Eurotatoria; Adinetida; Adinetidae.
UCUUGUUCCAUAAAUUCUUUUUCCAUUUCAAUAUGUUCAAGAAUAUAAGGAUCGAUAUUAUGUGAGAAUAAAUUUUCUCCUAAGGUCAUUGCAUACAUUGAUGAUAAAAGACGAGUAUAAUCUUCAUUAUUAUUAUUAUUAUUAAUUGAAGGUGGAUCAAUUGGAGACAUUUUAUUAGGUCGAACACCUAAUUCAAUCAUCCAGUCUUUUUCUUCACAUUCCAACGACAUAUUUUUGUUUUUAUCUAAAACUAAAGCGAAAAUUAUUAGUGAUUUAUAGAUGAAAAAAAAACAACUGACUACGCUGAAAUAUUUCGAAGCGAUAAAACCAAAAAUAUAUAUAUAUAUAGUGCUUGAUGUUUUUUUUCUUUUCUUCUCUUUUCUAUUUUAAAAGUAUGUCAAGAAUAAUAAUAUUGACCUUCGCGUUGAAGUAUUAUUUGAUCGAAUCUUACAAUUAUUAUCCAGUACUCAACCACCUGAAACAGCAACUGGUGCUACACUUGUUCAAUGUAUUGCACAAAUCAAUUUAAAAAAUCUUUCUCAAUUAAUUCAUUCCGAGAAUAAAAAUGAAAAUGAUCAAAUUUAUUUAUUAAUUAAUCAUAUAACAAACAGAUUAGAUAAUGAAGUUAAACAAGCCAAAACUAAUUUAUAUCAAGCUGCAAAAAAUGGACCGAUGUAUGGAUGUUUAAGUGGUAUUAAUGCACUUUUAAAUAUCUUCAUUGGUGAUAAAUAUGAUAAACAAGAUGAAAUUAAUCAAUGGAGAGAUUUAUUUGCUCAUUUAAUUGAAGUAAGUUUAGAAAUAGCGUCAAUAACUGGUCCAGUUGUUAGUACAUCAUCACCUGAAGGCAUGUUACCAAUGGAAUUAACUGAUAUUAAUGAAAAAGAUGAAGAGUGUAAUAGUCAAAUAACAUCACAAAUGUUAUUAGUAUGUUGUUGGAGAACAAUUAAAGAAAUUUCUUUAUUAUUCAGUCGUUUGGGACAAAUUGGAAUAAAAUUUAUUGAAAAUAAAGAUCAAUAUCGAUUUAUUAGUUUAACACAAAUUGAUGUUAUAUGUAAUUAUUUUAUGGAACAAUUAUUAAAAUCACGUCAUUGUGGUGCAUAUGAAUUAGCUUAUACUGGUUUUGUUAUUAUCUGUGAACAACUUUGGAAUUCAAGUUGUAAAGAAUUAUGUAACUUACCAAUUGAUUGGAUUGAAAAUGGUAUUAAAAUGGUUGAAGAAAAUAGUUUAGAUAAAAAUAAAUUAUGUUUAACACGACGAUCAGGUGGUUUACCUUUUUAUCUUCAAUCGAUAUUAACUGAUGAACCAAUUAAACAACGAGGACAACAAAGAACAUAUGUAGCCAAAUUAAUGGAUACACUAUUAAAUAUUAUUCAAAAUGAUCCUGAUACAAUACAAGUCGAGGGACAAACAUUAGAAAAUAGUCGAAAGAUUCAUGCGUAUAAUACAGCUCGUUCAUUUUAUCGUAAUCAACGAUUUGCAAAUGAUGUUUUACCGUAUAUUGAACGUGGUCUUCAUUUAUCAAUAACUGGUUUUACAUCAUCAAUAUGGAUGAUACGAAAUAGUGCAACAUUAUUAUUAUCAACAAUUGUUCAAAGAAUAUUUGGUCCAUCAAAAACAAAAGAUGGAGAAGAAAAUAUAUCAAAGAAAAAUAGUAUGACUUCAAGAGAAUUCUUUAAUAAAUAUCCAUCAUUAUUUCAUUUAUUUUAUCAACAAUUACAACAAACAACAAGUACUCGUUCAUCAAUUGAAUCUUUAUCAUCGUCAUGUUUAUUUGCGAUAUUAUUAAUUCUUCGUCGACUUUAUCCAAGUCCACUAGAUGGAAUUGAUUGUUCAUUAACAUUAGAUAAACUUUUACCAUUUGUUAUAAAAUGUGAAGAAUCUCCAUUAUUACGUAUACGUGAACAUUCAUCAAAAGCUCUUUUAGCUUUAAUUCAUCAUGAUCAAUAUUCAACUAUAAUUCAUCAACAAAUAAAACAAUUAAUGAAAGUAUCAAAAGAUCAUAUGAGACAAAAUACUCUUCAUGGUCGUUUAUUACAAAUCAAUGCAAUAUUUCUAUCAAUGAAAAAACAUCAUCUUGUAUUUCAUCUUGAUCCAACAUAUAAUUUACAAGAAAUGCUUUCAUCACUUCAAUGGUGUAUUUAUCAAAAUAAUUGUUCAUUAACCCAAUAUUGUUAUUUGGAAUUUUUAUACAAUAUUCAUUGUCAAAUAAAUUCGAAUGAAUUAACAAAUACUAUAAAUGAAUAUAUAAAUUUUAUGUUAAAAAAUGGUGAUAAAGUAACAAUUGGAAGUGAUGAUUUAACUCGUAUAUUAACACGUUUAAUAAUUCGCCUUGAAAAUGUUUCAGUUCUAUUAAAAUUAUUUCUUUUUGUUGAACAAACUCAAACAGAAUUAUGUUUUGUUGAAACACUUCUAUUAGAAAAUAAUUUGUCUCUAUUUGAAAAUAAUAUUCGACAAUGGAUAACUGAUUUAUUAUUAACAAUGGAUUUAUUUAAUGAACAACUUUAUACGAAAACAUGUGAAUUACUUUUAAAAAUGAUUGACAAAACUAAUAAUUAUGAACGAUUAACAAGACGAAUUAUUCAUCUAAUCGAUAAAUUAAGACGUCCGAUGAGUUUAGCAGCAAGUUUUGAUUUAAUUGGUGAAUUAUUACCACUUUGUUCAUCAACAAGUAAUAAUAAUGACGAAGAAGAUCUCGUUAAACUUGUUUAUGAUCGAAUGAAUGAUUUUGUUGAUGGAGAAAAUAAUGAUGAAUGUGCUUGUGCUAUUCUUAAUGUUCUUAAUAAAGCUCGAACAUGUUUAUAUAAUCCAUCAAAUGCAAAAAGUGUUUGUGAUUAUUGGAAAUUAAUUUUAAAAUUAUCUUCAUUUUCAUCUGAUAUUGUUCGAACUAAAUUUACAAAAACAAUGCCAUUAAUUAUAAAUGAUAAACGUCUUACAGGUGUAUUUGGUGCUAAUUGUUAUUUAACACAAAAUGUUUUAUUUGAAUAUUUUAUUUCUGAUGCAUUAUUAUAUUCAUCCGGUGAUAUAUUUGUCAAUCUUAUUAUGAAUUUAUUUCAUGAUUUAUUAAAUGAUAUACAUUC